AGGGGGUCGCUCCAAAAUGGAUUUAUAUAUGUCGGACAACCGAGGAAGCUCCUCCCGCCCUCCCCCACAUGGAGGCAAAAACCAAAGGUGGGAUUUUUCCGAUCUUCUGUCGCACACCAGAUGCUCGACGAAAACCGCGGUCGGGCGCAUCAAGAUCGAAGCUCCCUGCCCGCGCGGGGCCAAACCCAUACGGUAGAAACCGCCAGCACACGAAUCUUCCCAGCAAUUUCCGUCCCCCGGCAGAGCGUAACCUGAGCUUCCUACAUAAACCCCUUCGCUCCUUAAACCCCCUGAUUUUUCCCCAGCAACACAGUCCCCCAACUUUCUUGAAUUUUCUCGGGAAAAAAAAGUGGGAAAUGCAUCGGCGGGCUGCGGAGGCGCUGGUUUCGGCUCGUGGGAAGUCGAGCUUGUCCAGUUUUGCCUCUGUGAGUAAUUGCUGCCAUAUCUGCCAAUUGGAGGUGGAUUUGAGAAUGUCAACAAGUCGGACCAGUAAAACACCUAGAAGGAGUCAACCUUCGAUCCAGUACCGGCGUAACCUAGUUGAGCGUGCAUCCUUUGAGUUUGCUGAUUUUGUCCAUAAAGAGGGUGUCCCCACACAUUCUGAAACUUUUCAGCAGGAAAAGGCAGAUCCCAAGUCCAGAUCAUCUGAAAUACUGAGCACUUCUGAACUCAUCUCAGCAGUUGGCCAUGCAUGGGACUAUACCAGUCGUUCUCUCGCAGUUUUACAACAAAAAACAAACUUAAGUUACAUAAUCUCUGGCGAAAAGGAAGAUAUCUUGCAUAAUGUGAAAUGGCAACAAAAUGGCAGUACAUCUACUUCGCCUAAAUGGAGUCAUUCUGACACCAACUUAACAGAGAUCCGGCUACUGAACCUAGACAUUCUUAGGAUAACUAACAGAACGUCAGUGCUUAAAUUGAACAGUGAGAGCGCUGGGCAGUAUCAAUCAAUGGUACGGAAUUAUAGUGGGGAUAUGACCAAUUUGCUUAAUGGACCUAGGGAUGGAAAAAUGAUUUCAUGUUUGGGGAUCUCAUCUGGACUGGGACUUAUUUAUGGCUGGAUGAGUGAAUCAAUACCUGCUGAGGCCAAACAUCCUUUCAAGACUGCUGUAUCUGAUAGUGAAAAAGCUGGUAAAUACUUUCUUAGAGAAAUAGUCACUCCUCCGCAGGAUCUUAUGUCAGGAGAUGAAGGCCCUAAUAGCUUCAUAAAUAGUGGAAGUGCUGAGUCUUACACCCCCUCUAUCCAGUCCAAGGAUUUGCCGGUGGCUAACAACGCAAAAUUGAUCUUGGACAAGAAGGAAAGCACCUCUUUGCUUUCGGAUUAUUACCUCAAAGUUGCCAAUAUUGAGGCAGACGGCUGUAUCUCAAAAGCUGCAUCUUCUACCCUUCAUGCAGAUUAUCAUUUAAAGUUUGUAGCAUCUGAAAAAGGUGAAGACAAACUUCGCUGUAAGAGAACUAACGGUAUUGAACUCUUUCCUGAAAGAAAGGAAGAGCAUAAUGAUCAUCCUGCCCAGGAAGAACAUACCAUGAAGAUACACUGUUUGGGACAUGAUAAGCCUCAGGCUGCUGUUGCCAAGGAAGAACAGGCAUUUGCAGGGGCAUUUAGUGGUAUCUUUGUCAGCCUAUGUCUUCACCCAGUUGAUACAAUCAAAACUGUCAUUCAGUCUUACCGUGCAGAGCAGAAGUCUCUCUGCUAUAUUGGAAAAUCGAUUGUUUCUGAGAGAGGUCUAACUGGACUAUAUCGAGGUAUCUCAAGCAAAAUUGCAUCUUCAGGUCCAAUAUCUGCGAUUUAUACUUUCACAUAUGAAUCAGUAAAAGGCACUUUACUUCCUCUUUUCCCCAAGGAGUAUUACUCCAUCACACAUUGUAUUGCAGGUGGUUGUGCAAGCAUUGCUACCUCUUUUGUCUACACUCCCAGUGAACGCAUAAAGCAGCAGAUGCAAGUGGGCUCUCACUAUCAUAACUGCUGGAAUGCGUUGGUUGGAAUAAUCACAAGAGGUGGUUUGCCUUCUUUAUAUGCUGGAUGGGGAGCUGUGCUUUGUAGAAAUAUUCCCCACUCAGUGGUCAAGUUCUAUGUUUAUGAGAAUCUAAAGAUGUGGACACUUUCCUCCCUCCCACCCGGUGCUCAACUGAAUACCUUGCAAUCGCUUGUUUGUGGAGGACUAGCAGGAUCUACCGCAGCUUUAUUUUCAACUCCUUUUGACGUGGUGAAGACAAGAUUGCAAACUCAGAUACCCGGUUCUAUUCAUCCAUAUAAUGGCGUUUUCUGUGCCCUUCAAGAAAUAGGCCGGCAUGAAGGGUUGAAAGGCCUCUACAGGGGAUUGACUCCAAGACUUAUUAUGUACAUCUCUCAAGGAGCGCUAUUCUUUGCAUCAUACGAGUCCUUUAAGAGACUAUUCUCUUUGGACUAGCCACAAGUAACUGCUCGAGGACAGCAUUAUAAGGACAAUGCAGAAGAUCAUUCACCGUUGUUAAGCUUGGAACUGCAGUCAUCAUCUUCUCUGCCGUCUGCAGUCUCAUCCAUGAACUGCUCCAGCAAUAGAUAGUUGUGGUUGUUAAGAGAAGAAAAAUGGAGUAAUGGGUUGAAGGGCAUGACAGAUGAGUUGAGAUGUGGGUCGCGCAUCCUCUUGUGCCUUGACCUGGUGAAACAUAGCCAGAACGGGCCGUCGUUGAGAAAUUGCUAUCGCUCAGCAGUUGAAUGGGGAUGCAUUUGUUAUCUGCUGCUCGGUUCGCGGAAGCGGGUAGAGGCAGAGAUUGUCGGCAGUGGGAGCAGAAUUUUUUGACCUGAUGAAACAUAGCCAAAACAGACCGUUGUCGCAAAAUUGCUAUUGUUCAGCAGUCGAAUGGGGAUGGCAUCAGUUAUUUUGUGCUCGGUUCGCGGAAGCAGUUUGUGUACAUUAUAAAAGGGUAGAGGUAGAGAUUGUUGGCUGUGGGAGCAGCAAUUUUUAAAAAAAAAUUUCGCUUUCCAAAUUUUGCAAGGAGCUUCUUUGUCCCAGUUCAACAAGUAGUUUGACAUCAAUAAAUUUGCUAUGGCUGCCACAAGCAAGUGCAACCACAGCUUGUAAGAUGUCUGUAAGUCAUUUGGUGUAAACAUGUAAUCUCAUUGACGAUGACAUUACGUGAAAUGUUUACUCUGGA
Molecule: messenger RNA, 3135 nt
Organism: Syzygium oleosum
Lineage: Eukaryota; Viridiplantae; Streptophyta; Magnoliopsida; Myrtales; Myrtaceae
Exons: 9
Coding region: 69-2408 (779 amino acids)
Cellular component (GO): mitochondrial inner membrane
Molecular function (GO): S-adenosyl-L-methionine transmembrane transporter activity
Source: RefSeq, a predicted model, not a curated record